AAACAUACAAUAUGUGUGUUUAAUAUAAUAAGCUUUACGUGAAUGCUGCCUUUCGGUUCUUUUUGGUACUUUCGCUUUAUAAUUUCUGCCAAUAAAGGCGAUGUGGAAAGUGCCAAAGUGAGCGCAGCUUCCUGGAGACGCGCAGUGCGGGACUGCAGAGGACUGUUGGGUCUCUGACCACCUGAAGACCCGCAGGACAGAGCUGCUCCGUGGGCUGUGGAGGCUGCAGGAAUGGCGUUGCUUUCACUCGGAGGACGUUUGUUUAAACGUGGAGCCGACAUCCGGAGCGCACUCACCGCGUCUCAGCCGUUCUGCUCUUCGAUGGCCUCCGGCAGGCAGCGUGUCAAUGGUGUGGACCUGUACUACGAGCAGACCGGCAGAGGGAACCACGCUGUGCUGCUGUUUCCUGGUGCUCUGGGAAGCACUCGGACUGAUUUUGGACCUCAGCUGAAGUCUCUGAAUAAGGAACGCUUCACUGUAGUCGGCUGGGACCCCCGAGGUUACGGACAGUCUCGCCCCCCAGACAGAGACUUCCCCCUUGACUUCUUUGAGAGGGAUGCAAAGGACGCAGUGGAUCUGAUGAAGGCUUUGGGCUUUGGCAAGUUCUCUCUGCUGGGGUGGAGUGACGGAGGAAUCACAGCUCUGAUUGCAGCAGCGAAGAACCCCGACGUGAUCAACAAGAUGGUUGUAUGGGGAUCCAAUGCCUUCGUCUCCCAGCACGACCUCGAGCUUUACGAUGCGGUCCGUGAUGUCUCCAAGUGGAGUGCGAGGAUGAGGCAGCCCAUGGAGGAGGUGUAUGGAGCAGAAGUGUUUGCUAAAACCUGGGAGGCCUGGGUGGACGGGAUCGCACAGUUUGCAAAGAGACCAGAAGGGAGUAUCUGCAUGGAACUUCUGCCCUUAAUCAGCUGUCCAACCUUCAUCAUCCAUGGAGAAAAAGACCCCAUGGUGCCCAGCUUACACCCACAGUACCUCCUCAAAAACAUCACAGGAUCACGAUUACAUGUGAUGCCGGAGGGUAAACACAAUCUCCACCUGAGGUAUGCUGAUGAAUUCAACAAACUGGUGGAAGAUUUUCUGGAAGACUGAGCGAAUAACAGUAAAAAAUAACAGUAAAAAUACACUAAGAGACUUAUUUUUGUUGAUUAUUUUUAUUAUUCUCUUUUCAUUAUGUUCAAUUGUUACAUACUGUACUUACAUAAAAAAAAAAAUCAUAAAUUUUUUAAUGAAGCAAAUGGAUGACUUAGUUCCCAUAUUAUGUAACUCAGUAACAUGUGUUACUUACUUUAGUUACCAACGUUACAUGAUUAAUGUUAAUGAUUACACAUUUAAGAUUAUUUAUUAUAGCAUUGAUUACAUUGCAAUACAAAUAAUAAAUUACUGUAAAUGCCCUUUAUUAAGGGACUGGGUACCUAAUUAAAAAGUGCUUCCUAAAUUACUCUACAUAUUGAUUUAUUGAAAUAAAAACUACCACAUAAUCCAAAUUUCACUCACUGGUGUGACAUCACUUAGGUAGGCGGGGCGAUCAUCAGACAGCUAGUUUUCAUCAUAAAGUCAUAAAACUGUCCAAUGUGUUGCACCAACUCUUGAUGGAAAAGUGAACAUAAUGUACUUUUGCAAUAAAAUCAAUAGAAAAUG
Dicentrarchus labrax (European seabass) is the source of this 1635-nucleotide messenger RNA. It is a transcript of the gene bphl, whose product is annotated as biphenyl hydrolase like. The record is from RefSeq and is a predicted model, not a curated record. The coding region runs from base 232 to 1086 and encodes 284 amino acids. The transcript is spliced from 7 exons. Lineage: Eukaryota; Metazoa; Chordata; Actinopteri; Moronidae.